CAACACAUUGAACCUCAUUGAACCUCUCAACGAUCGAAGUCAUCAUCAACAUUAUCAACACUUCACCAUUUCUACCAAUCUCAAUCGAUUUGGAAUCAGAACCCAAAUCAAUCUAGUAAACAAGCAAUCUUUAUUUUUCCAUCAUGAAGGUACUUUCAAUUCAAAUUCUAGUCAUUGAGCAGCCCAACAAACCACCAGCUGUUCCAGUCGCUCAGGCCUCUGAUCUUUCCUCUUUCAGCUUUUUACAACGGGGAAGCAUUGGCGAAUUUCUCAAUUUUCUUUCCAAGACCGUUGCCGAACGUACAUCAUCUGGUCAACGUCAAUCAGUUCAAGAAAACAACUAUACUGCACAUGCUUAUCUCCGUCCGGUCGACAAUCUGAUUGCGGUAAUCAUCACCGAUGAUGAAUAUCCCAUUCGAGCCGCAUUCUCCUUACUCAACAAGCUCCUUGACGAAUUUACUACCAAGUUCACUCAAUCUCAAUGGAAAGCUGCCUUAGCAAACCCAACAGGUGGUGUUGCAGCAUCUGGGAUCAAAUUUCCAACUAUAGAUGAAUAUUUGGUCAAAUACCAAGAUCCUAAGCAGGCUGAUACAAUCAUGAAGGUUCAACAAGAACUUGACGAAACCAAAAUCAUUCUGCACAAAACAAUAGAAUCUGUAUUAGAACGAGGAGAAAGUUUGGAUCGAUUGGUAGAUCGAUCAAACGCACUUAGUAGUCAAUCCAAGAUGUUUUACAAGACUGCCAAGAAACAAAACUCUUGUUGUAUAAUAUCUUGA
Molecule: messenger RNA, 776 nt
Organism: Melampsora larici-populina 98AG31
Lineage: Eukaryota; Fungi; Basidiomycota; Pucciniomycetes; Pucciniales; Melampsoraceae
Exons: 5
Coding region: 144-776 (210 amino acids)
Biological process (GO): endoplasmic reticulum to Golgi vesicle-mediated transport
Cellular component (GO): membrane; Golgi apparatus
Molecular function (GO): SNAP receptor activity
Source: RefSeq, a predicted model, not a curated record